AUGGGUAAAGUCGACACCGAGGGGCCGCCCCCUACCAAGGUUGUGCCAGAUGUUACUUCAACAGACGAGCUCUCCGCCACAGAAAAGGGCGAUGCCGCCUUGCAGAUCCUGCGUCAGAGCGGCGGGCUGCAGCAACCUCUCGACAGCGAGCGUUCGCGACGGCUCCUCCGGCGGAUCGACUAUCACAUCAUGCCCCUGAUCUGCGUGGUGUACUUUCUGCAGUAUCUGGACAAGAUCGCCAUCUCGUACGGCAGCGUGACAGGACUCAAGACGAGCGCGCACCUAGUCGGCAACCAGUUCAACUGGGUGGCAUCCAUCUUUUUCUUCGGCCAGCUGGGCUUUGAAUUCCCCACCAUCCGGCUUCUGCAGAUGUUCCCUCUGGCCAAGUAUGUCAGCGUCAACGUGACCAUCUGGGGCAUCAUUCUAGCAUGUUUCUCGGCCUGCAAGAGCUACGGCAGUCUGUUGGCCUGUCGUUUUCUGCUUGGCAUGGCGGAGGCCGCCAUAGUGCCAGCGUGGGUGGUCUUCACCAGUCAAUGGUAUCGCAAAGAAGAGAGCGCCUUCCGCGUUGGCAUCUGGUUCUCAAUGUGCGGUUGGGCGCAACUCCUGGGCGGCUGUUUUGCGUACGGGGUGGCCACCCAUGUCGGCGGCGACGUGCACGCCUCGCUCAAGGGCUGGCAGGUGAUUUUCCUGGUCCUGGGCCUGCUGACCGUGGUGGUGGGCAUCCUGUUCUUCUUCCUGUUGCCCGACUCGCCCGCCGUCGCGCGCUUCUUGUCCGACCAGGAGAAGGCGGAACACGUGGAGCGGCUGCGAGGGAACGAGCAGGGCAUCGGCAGCCAGACGUUCAAGUGGGACCAGUUCCGAGAAGCGCUCACCGAUAUCAACACCUGGCUGUACGCCUUCUGGAUAUUUGCCGCCAACAUCCCCAACAGCAUCGCCACCAGCUUCGGCAACAUCCUGGUCACCGGUAUGGGCUACUCCAAGGUCGACUCGCUGCUCCUGGUGACCCCGCUGGGCGCCUAUGAGAUCGUGGUGCUGGUGGGUGUGACGUACGUGGCCAUGAAGACCCAACAACGUCUCUGGUGCUGCAUUGCCACCCACAUCCCGUCCAUCGUGGGCGGCAUCCUCAUGGCUGCCACCGGCAAGGCCUCGGCCCUGGUCGGCUACUAUCUCAGCGGCGGCAUCCCCAUCGGCUGGACCACCAUCCUGGGUCUACAGGCCAGCAACGUGGCCGGCUCGACCAAGAAGAUCACCGUGACGGCCAUCGGCACCAUCGCCUAUACCGUGGGAAACAUCAUCUCGCCCCAGACCUUCCAGGCCAAGGACGCGCCUCGAUACCUCCCGGCCAAGAUCUCCAUCGUCAUUCUGUACUUUCUGUGCACCGUCGAUCUCUACCUCAUCCGCCUCGUGUACGUGUACCGCAACAAGAAGAGAGAUGCCGAAGCCGCCCAGCGAGCUCCGGACUAUGUGCCGGAGAAGAACCACGAGUUUCUCGAUUUGACCGACAUCCAGAACCCGGAAUUCCGAUAUUCGCUGUAA
Molecule: messenger RNA, 1536 nt
Organism: Capronia epimyces CBS 606.96
Lineage: Eukaryota; Fungi; Ascomycota; Eurotiomycetes; Chaetothyriales; Herpotrichiellaceae
Exons: 1
Coding region: 1-1536 (511 amino acids)
Biological process (GO): allantoate transport; tripeptide transport; transmembrane transport
Cellular component (GO): plasma membrane
Molecular function (GO): dipeptide transmembrane transporter activity; allantoate transmembrane transporter activity
Source: RefSeq, a predicted model, not a curated record